AUGAACUGUGGCACACUGGGUCCAUUAUUUUGUUUAUUGGACUUGCUGACUGGCAGCAUCAUUGUUCCUUCAGGUGCCACGGUUCGAGUUGCGACCCCAGUCUCUAGCAAUUGCAUGUCGAUCAUGACAAGUUCAUCAUCAGGUGUGGAGCAAGUGGUUCCUGAAAAUAGAAUUCAGGAGAUAAAAUUGCUUAAUGCAUCUGAUGAUGCCUAUGGAGGAGUCACUGUAAACAUGAAGGAGACUAUGGAUUCUGAUGACUUCAGUUCUCUGCUCAGAGCUUCAAUAUCACAAUGGAGGCAACAGGGAAAGAAGGGUAUCUGGAUCAAAUUGCCUAUUGAACAUGUGAAUCUUGUUGAGCCUGCAGUCACGGAAGGAUUUUGGUAUCAUCAUGCUGAACCAGCUUACUUAAUGCUUGUGUAUUGGAUCCCCAAAACUCCUCAUACUCUACCCGCAAAUGCUUCACAUCGAGUGGGUAUUGGUGCUUUUGUCAUGAAUCAUAAGAGAGAGGUCCUUGUAGUCCAAGAAAUUAUGGGCGCAUUCAAAGGUACAGGGGUCUGGAAGUUUCCUACCGGAGUCGUUGACGAGGGUGAGGAUUUAUGUGAGGCUGCAAUCAGGGAAGUGAAAGAAGAGACAGGAAUUGAGACAGAAUUUGUGGAAGUCCUUGCAUUCAGGCAAAGCCACAAGUCAUUCUUUGGCAAGUCCGAUUUGUUUUUCGUCUGCAUGCUGCGUCCACUCUCGUUUGAUAUACAGAUACAGAAUUUGGAGAUCGAGAGUGCACAGUGGAUGCUAGCUGAGGAGUAUGCAGCCCAACCAUUUGUGCAGAAACACAAGCUCUUCGAUUACGUUGCCAAGAUAUGCUUAGCAAAGAAAGAUAAAGACUACACCGGCUUCUCUGCCGUUUCUACCAGCACUGUCUUCUCUGGCAAAAAGAGUAAUUUGUACUUCAACAACCAGGGUGUGGAGCUGUGACAAACUUCUAAUAAUCAGCACCCAAAAAGGUUUUGGUGAACAGAAUUCUUCAGUAUAGCUGUGAGGACUGUUACAAUGUACCUUUUGGUGGAAUAAUAACCCCUUGAAGGAUUGCUUAUAGUCUUUUUCAUAUAUUUAGU
Ilex paraguariensis (yerba mate) is the source of this 1109-nucleotide messenger RNA. NCBI's taxonomy places the organism in Eukaryota, Viridiplantae, Streptophyta, Magnoliopsida, Aquifoliales, Aquifoliaceae. The record is from the annotation of a GenBank genome assembly.